Spirometra erinaceieuropaei is the source of this 5578-nucleotide messenger RNA. The record is from the annotation of a GenBank genome assembly. Lineage: Eukaryota; Metazoa; Platyhelminthes; Cestoda; Diphyllobothriidea; Diphyllobothriidae.
AUGUGUUGUGCUGCCUUGGAAACGGAGUCCCUAGAGUCGACUACUUUCUCCCUUCUGCGCACUAGUCUGCUAUCAAAUUCGGUCCGUUAUCCGAUGCAGGAUAUGGGGUCAGGUGACCAGCAGGGCUCAAUGGCCGGUCUGCGCAUGCCAUACGACGUGGUCUCCUCAGUUAGGCAGGUAUGUAGCAUGUUAGGCGGUCAGAAAAGUCAAAGACGUGCUCAUCACUUAUUGUAGUUUGUUCGGUGGUGAUGGCCAACCCGCCAGUCCCUUCGGUUACGACGUUUAUGGGAGGGUGUUCGUCUUCAUCCACAGUCCCGGGAGUCAAAAGUCGAAAAUAUUGACGAGACUGUGCGUGUCUCAUUUUAAAAGUCACUUCUUUAGACGGCCUCUUCCGAUGUCUCGUGGCUUCAAGUGCGACAUUCAGCCCGAACACAAUGCGUCUCCUGGUUCCCAGUUCAAAAUUUCGUCCGAACGCAAUGCCUUGUGAACUACUCGUCGUGCCCUUAACUGGGAUAAGUAUAACCGUAAAGCCUUCACUUUGUUGACUUUGCCUCCUUCCAAGGGAAGGACGUUAACCCAAGGUACAAUUCAUUGAGCUUGUCCUGCGCCACAAGCCAUUUUACGUAGACCUCUCUGUAAAAUCCCUGAGCUGUCACGGCGUCAACAAGGUCUCCGUCAUCUAAUUCGACGAGUAUAUCUAUGGGAUCAAGAAAUUCUAGAUAUACAAUGAGAAGACGAAGACUGUUUGCAAGUGCCACCGAGGUAUAGUGAACUUGGCAGUUCGUGAGAUGCGCAGGAAUUUGCAAACAUUUAUAGUUACCAGCAAACCGGCGUAAAGAAUAAACCAAAGCUCUCAAUCAAUAAUAAACGAUUUCGAGUAAAAUUAAAGCAUAAAAUAAGCACUGGAAGAAAUAUUGUACUGUUUAGAAACAACAACUUUUUAGAAAAGAAGAAAUUCUGAAAACUUCAAAAAUCGAUGUAAAUGGACAAACUUAGGUUUUCGGUGCACAGAAAGCCUGUCUAUGCAAACAUCCGAAUAAGCAGAACAGCACAGGCAUAAAAAAUUGAAAAUGGUCCUUUCAUGAGGUUUGCUCUUUGAUUUCCUGUUGGACUCAGUGUACUGUCAAGUUUGAUGGCUGGCCAACAGCCUAUAGUUUGAGUUUAGAUUCUAAGGCGGUUUUAUGAGAAUUUGCUGCACUUUCCUCGUUUUUGCAGGUGGCUAAGGGAAGCUACAGGUCACUUGAUUUCGCCUAUGCAGAAGGCAAGGGAAAAAUGUUUUGUAAGGUCGCACGUUGAUGGGCCGGUUAGCGACUGAUAAAGUUGAACAGAACUGGCAGCUGCAUCUGUAUUAGCCGAAGACGUUGAGGGUAGCAUACACGGGCAACGUGAAGUACUGAAGAUAAAUUCUGACCUAGAACGACCUGGACGAGGUUGUUAGAUGCCCACCAUUCUCAUCAAACAGUGAUAAAGAAGAGAUAAACGAGUACAAAUUAUAUGCUAGGAAGGAGUUUCAUUUGUAGGGAAAUGACAAUGACACAGGAGAGAUGAGUCACACCAGAAGAACGAAACAACUGCAAGGGAGUUGAUGUUGACAUUUCUGCUAGACACCCGGUAUUGAUUGCGGUGUUGGGGACAACUACAGGGGAGGGCUGUCGAAGGUCUUGUCGUGAAGCGGGAUAACCAUCACGGCAAACGGUUAGAACUUCGGGAAGGGGGUCAGCGGUUAUGUAGAGACAAGGCACCGGUUAUUUUCCCUGACACGUGGUUUCACCACCUCCAUUCUGGAUCCGUUCCAGUAGUGAUCACUACGUUCGAACAACCCAGUCCAAUUCGUUGGGCCUUAUAAAUCGUAAGCAUGUCAUUUUGUGUGUACUGAGGGGACUUUCUCUCCGCAAGAUUUCAAUAUACAGUUUCUGGAACUGGAGUGUAGGGAGUGAAAAUUUAGCAAUAUCCAAUGUUUUUAAUAGUUUGUAUUUAAAGAUAAAUUCUGUAUAAUGUAUUUGUCAAAACCUUCAGAAUAUAAUAUUUUUGAAAGCAUUUACCGAAGUGUUGUGAGCUUGAGCAUUUAUUCUAACCCAGUCGACCGUUUGUGUUUUAUCUGUGGCGCUAACCGAUCUAGUCUGCUGAUCUCACUUCCUCUUCUGCUCAUUUCGUCCAACGAUCGGUUGUUGUCACCAAAUUGGAAACUCGGUUUUCCAGAGAGUCUUCUCUUUUUCCAUAAAAUCGAAUGUCCGAGAAAUAUGUACGUCGGCAACGACAUUUGGCAAUGAAUCUUCAUUAGGUCAAUUAAAAAAUUCCUCGAACAAGUUGUCUAUUUAAGGAGCAAUUGAAUAAGGCUGUUUGUGCACGGAUGACUGAUAAAUUAUUUAUGAAUCUUUAUGCAAAUGGGAGAUUUCGGGGGACGGGUUAGAAGAAAACAUAAAGUGUACAGCAUAUGAAUCGCUUAAAGCUGAACGCCCCCAUUUUCGUCACCAAGUUUCAUGAGUUCGGAUACUUACUGUUUGUGGACGCGAGAAGAAUUCUGCAAUAAAAACCGGCUAACUGACGUUUAAGGAAAGGGUAAUUUAAUCAGAAGGAGGUCGCCCACGCCUCAACACUGAUGUUGAAGUAAGCGAGAAUUUCUAUCUCAAACAUAUAUAACUACAAUAGACUCAAGACGCGUGAAAUGUGUCAUCAAUUUUGCGUACGUAAUGUAUAUGUGCAUAUAAACUAAAAAAAUUAUGCCUGAAAAUAAUGAACGUUUAGAUGGCGUACUUACUAGACACAUGCGUUUAGCAUAUUACGGGGACAGUGUUCAUCGAAAUGUUCGCCCGACUGAUUCUUGUGAAGAAUAUAAACACGCUCCUAUCAAGCGUACCUUUCUGAGCCCCAAUCAGCGCGUCCAGUGUGCCUAAUACUCUGUCCAAACGGCAUACACUGAUACGCAAAGAGACCAUACUGCAUGCGGCUUACUUAUUUGUAUUUUUCAAUGUGAAAUAUGGCAUUAAAUUGGCCUUAUUUUUGGCUUUUCCACCCUUACUCAUUUUAUAGUCAUUUUUUCUUCUUAUUGUUUGGCAGUUUUGCCAUCUACCCAGUUUACUUUAUGACUUUUCAGGUUUUCCUCGAGAUUUUUCUGUGGCUUAAAUUGAGCAUGUCUCCUAAGAAAAGAGUGGAAGUGUAUUUAGACGACUGAAUAGCCCCAACCUUCGCUUCAAACUUGAGAACGUUCGCAAUUUGAGCACCCCGUGUCAUGAGGGGCACAAACAAAAGUGCUGCAUUUAAAAAACGGCGCUGAGGUUGUUUUUGCCCGUUUUGGUAGACGUAUUGUCUAGCUGUGAGGUAAUAGUUUGUCUGGUCUUGCUUCCUGCAUAAAUUGUGGCAUUUCCGAUCUCUUCAGAAUUUGUUUAUUUAAAAAAACCAGUUUGUCUUCGGCGAAUCUAGAACGUUUAUUUAGUCAUUUAUCUGAGCUUACGAAUUCGACCCUUUAGGUCGAUCGAACAGUAUGAAUAACACCAUGGUUUUUAUAUCGUAGUUGGUCCACCACCCAUUUUAUAGGUACUUGGCAUUUUUUAGACUAUGGUUCCAAUCAACAAUUUGUAAAUACUUCAAACUUCGUCCACCCUGGCAGCAAUGUACGCCCGUUUCUGUGAUAGGACGUCCUAUCACAUAGCAACCUCGCUGCCUGCAUAAAGGCGCUAGUAACUGGCAUUGCUAGCACGCAGAUUUGCCUUGAUGCCAAUAGUUUGCUGAGACUCCGAGAAGACGGACAGUCAGUUAUAAGCUUGUCUGUAGAUGCCUGACCUCAGUUUCGGGCAGUCAACUCUCAUCGCCAACCUCACUAACAAGAAACUUCAAAGUACGUGACGCCCUAUCGACCAUAGGUGCAUUCACCACCAGUGAAACUCGGUGGCGCAGCCCGCGUCUGUACUCACGCACUCCAGUACUUAGCGAUUUCCCGUAUUGACCAACCGACAACUAGCAUAUUGCUGGUACAAAACGGCGGCACAUUUCCUGGUGGCGUGCUGUAUCAUCGCUUUCAAGGCCAGCAUGUGUCGUGGCCAUUAAACAUUGCAAGAAAUUUAAUCGUGUUUGCUAGCCAGUAUUCUUCAUCCUCUGUAGAAGCUGUCGGUUGAAUGUGGUGCUUUUAUACCUCUUGUUUUCGUUGUUUUGCAGAUUGUAUAUCUGUGUAUCCUAAGUUGUCUGGUUGUUCGUGGCGAACGAAAUGUGUUUCCACGGUCUUUCAGGUUUUUAUAUAGUUCAUUUAAUCGAGUAAGAGAUGCUAGCAGGUUGUGGUAGACUGCAGGACUUUCGUAUGCACGAAGUUUGUUGUCGCCCCCACCACCAUCAUUAGUUCGGAACAUGAUGAAUCUGAAAUCCAACAAUAUGUCAGGGGCUGAAACUGCAUGCAACUGUCUAUUUGGAUUAUGGAAGAAGCAAGGCUUCCCAUGAUACAAGCCGCUCAAGUGUUCUGUUUGCAGUUUAUUCACCCCACCGACUCUUAAUCACACGUAAUUACUUGCUUGAUACUCGGUACGGCUGCGAUCAUGUCUAAUCUAGCCGACCUCGAUGAUGUCCGGGACCGUACCUCAUCACGCGUGAAGAUCCACGGCAGCAGAUCCGGACAGUUCAACUCAUCCUCAUCGUCAACGAAUACGGAAGGCCCAAAACCCACCUCUAUGUCAUGACGAACUAUGUUGAGCCAGGUUUUGAGUUGACCCCCCCCCCUCGACGUCUCCAAGCGGGUAACGAUGUCGGAUCGAACGCAGUAACACCGAGCUCCUGAGGUGGAUGACGAAGAGCAUGCCCAAACCACCGCAGUCGCCUUUCCUGGAUGGCCUGGGUUAUCCUUGUGAUGUCGCAGCGAGCGCGGGCUGUCUCAUUUGAGACGAAGUCGGUGUAUUUCACUGGAGAGAUGGUCCUCAAGCAGUGAUCAAAUACCUCCAGUUUUCGCUCGUCCUUCACGCGCACAGCCCAGCAUUCACAACCAUGGAGAACGACAAACCGAGCAGAUGUACGGUACACACGAAUCUUAAUGGCCAUGGAGAGGUCGCGUCGGAUCCGUAGGCAUUUUAUAAGGCUCGGGAAAACCCGUCGGGCAGCAUCAGUUUGCGAGACAAUGUCACCCUUACUCUGCCCAUUCGACAGCAGCCUCGCCCGAGGUAUUUAAAACUGUACUUCUUCAAGUUGACAGCCAUCAAUCCCGAGAGGUGCCUUCUCCUGGUCAGGGAUGCAGCUUGUAAACACUUCAGCCUCCCAGCGUUUAUGAACAAACCGACCAAUUUAGCAGUCUCGUUCACCCAUGACAACAUAGACCGCAGUUCACCUCAAUCACACGGUGAAACUUUUCCGAGAAAUACUCAAGUAUGACAUGCUUUUCAGGAACCUGCUUCUUAACUGUGUGGAGCUUUCAUUUUUCUAGUUCUUUUUGGUACCUUUUAAUGCGUAUUUCCUUAAAACAGUACUACUUUCGUCAUUUUACUCCACUUAUAGAAUGCCUCUGCAAAUUUUCCUGGUUCGUUUGUUUGCCUAUUUCAGUUUUCUUUUGAUUAAGCAAUGCGUCCUUUCUUUUCCCAACCUUUUCAGGUAUGUUAGCCAGUAG